Molecule: messenger RNA, 558 nt
Organism: Aspergillus oryzae RIB40
Lineage: Eukaryota; Fungi; Ascomycota; Eurotiomycetes; Eurotiales; Aspergillaceae
Exons: 4
Coding region: 1-558 (185 amino acids)
Biological process (GO): inner mitochondrial membrane organization
Cellular component (GO): mitochondrial inner membrane
Source: RefSeq, a predicted model, not a curated record
AUGACAAUGAGUCAACCUUUGAGGCGAGGUGUACGGGCUGUGUCCUGGACCCGAGUCCUCCCUCCGCGGGCGCGACAAGGGCAGACAAGAUGCCUUCAGAUUCGCGCCGCGGCCGCGGAACAGCCAUCUUCGGCCAACGGAAACAAUCUGCCUGUUGUCGGCACUCCUAGUUCAGCUGAGUCUGCCGAUGCGCGAUUCGACGUUAUCGGCGCUCCAUACUCCUUAUUGUCCGUCUCUCUAUCCGCUUCGCAGAAUCUCUUCACCCGACGAGGAACAUUGGUAGGACUGAGCGGGAAAGCCGAUAAUGUGGUUUCUACAUUGAGCGUUCUGGAGCCAUUCCGGAGAGCGGUUGUCGGUGUGCCAUUUCUCUAUCAGAAGGUCUCGUCGGCUAGCCCGGUAACUGCCUUGGUUUCUGUUCGGUCGCCUACCACGUCCUUCGCUGUUGUACACCUGGAUGGGUCCGUCGAUUGGAUGGUGGCGCAGAGACGUGCGUUGCUUGCCUGGACCGGCCGUUCCCUUUCUAUUAAGCCGACUAUCAACACAAGCCUGGUUUGUUAA